Dioscorea cayenensis subsp. rotundata (Guinea yam) is the source of this 1575-nucleotide messenger RNA. Its product is annotated as UDP-glycosyltransferase 83A1-like. The record is from RefSeq and is a predicted model, not a curated record. NCBI's taxonomy places the organism in Eukaryota, Viridiplantae, Streptophyta, Magnoliopsida, Dioscoreales, Dioscoreaceae. Gene Ontology annotation, molecular function: UDP-glycosyltransferase activity. The coding region runs from base 128 to 1495 and encodes 455 amino acids. The transcript is spliced from 3 exons.
AAAAGCAUAUCCUUCUCUUAUCUUCAUGAUCUUGACCCAUCUCUUCCUCAACUAUUCUUCUCCGCAUCUUCUCUUUUAGUUAAGCAAACCCAACAUCAUCAUCGUCAUCUUCAUCAUCGGCAACAACAUGAGACGUCCACAUGCACUUCUCCUUCCAUUUCCUGCACAAGGUCAUGUCCUCCCACUCAUGGAGCUCGCCUACCUCAUGGCCUCUCAAGGCUUCAUCAUCACCUUCAUCAACACCCACUUCAACCAUGCACGUCUCCUCUCCUCCACCAGUACACCAUCUUCAAUCAACUUCAUUUCAAUCCCUGAUGGCAUGGAACCUGAAGAUGACCGCAAUGACAUCGCCAAGUUAUGCCAUGCACUAAUGACAUUCAUGCCUCUCCAUCUCCGCCAACUCAUUAACACUAUGAAUAUCCAAGAAUCCGAUAAACCGCCGUGUUUCAUCGCCGACGAAGGCAUGGCCUGGGCUUUGGAUGUCGCCAAGACAACCGGUCUUCGUUCCACCGUCUUCUGCCCUGCCUCCGCCAACACCUUCACCAACAUGAGGAGUGUCCCUUACCUCAUUGAACAUGGCAUCAUCAAUGAACAGGAUGGGUCUGCAAUGAAACCUGGACAAGUUUUCUUAUUAAGUCCAGGGAUACCUCCAAUGAAUGUUGAUAAUCUUUCUUGGAAUUGUUUCCUUGAUUCUGAAUCCAAUAAGAUUAUAUUUCAAUAUGUUGUUAAUAACAACAAGGCAUUGAAGCAUGCGGAGUUCGUCAUCUUCAACUCAUUUUAUGAAGCGGAAAAGGCGGUUUUCGACUACUUAAACUCUUGCAAGAUGCUACCCAUUGGCCCAUUGAUCUCCAAGCAUAGUUCUUCUGUAUCUCUUUCAAGAUGCUUUUGGGCUGAAGACAAGACUUGCAAGAGCUGGCUCGAUGAACAAUCUGAUAAUUCUGUUAUUUAUGUGGCUUUUGGUAGUUUGGCAAUUAUUGAUGAAAUGCAAUUUCAAGAACUUGCUUUAGGGUUAGAGCUCACUGGCAGGCCUUUUUUAUGGGUGAUCAGGCCAGAUAUAACAGGAAAGGCCACCACCCGCUUGCCGGAAGGGUUCAGUGAUCGUAUCCGGGGAAAGGUUGUUGAGUGGUCUCCUCAGCAGGAGGUUCUUGCACACCCUGCAUUGGCUUGUUUCAUUACUCACUGUGGAUGGAACUCAAUAAUGGAAGGUAUGAGCAAUGGCAUGUCAUUUCUUUGUUGGCCUUACUUUGCUGACCAACAUUUGAAUCAGAGUUAUAUCUGUGAUGUCUGGAAGACUGGAUUGAAGAUGAUGCCUGAUGAGAAUGGUUUGAUCACAAAGGAGGAGAUUAGAGGUAAGGUGGAAGAGUUGGUUGGUGAUGAAGGAAUGAAGAAGAGGGCCCUUGCUUUGAAGGAAAUGGCCAUGAAGAGUGUUGACAAAGGAGGGUCUUCUUUUGAGAAUUUUAUCACUUUCAUUAAAGUUAUGAAAGAUGAUGUUUAGUGGCUAGCUUAUUAUUUGGUAUUUCUUAAUUUUGUUCGUAAAUCAUAUCAAUUGUUCAUCAUUAUCAUUAUCAUCUUCUA